CAGGGGGACCAUGGAAGAGCCCCUCCCCUUUCGCUUUAGGAACAGCAAAUCCAAAAUCUCCAGCAGCCACUGAUUUGUCGACGUCGUCGGGGUAUAAUUAGAGAGAUUUUGCCACGCUCUGACCGGUCCCCAACGGGAGACGGUAGAGCUUGUUUCUGAGAAGCGGCUGUUGGCCCAGAAUCGAAAGUGAAAUUAGCAGAUGACAUCAGACACAUCACGAGAGCCACCGAGGUCGGAGAGUUAUUUACUCUGAGGGGAAAAGUCAACUUCCAGUCCAGGACUUUCAGGAGACUCGGCAGCUCGGGCUCCUGGCCUCUCCCUCCCUGGGUUGGAAAGUCAGGAAGUCGACCCUGAAAGACGACCACCCCGGGCCCGUGAGAGAGCACCCGGUCGCGUCCAGAUAAUGCCGUCCCCUGUUCGCAGAGACCCCGUGCUUCUGCCCAGCGCGGUGCCCUUCCGGACCCGUGGGAUCCGUGCCCGGAGCGGCAAGGGAAGCCAUCACGAGCACAAGCGAGCCUAAAAGAAACCCCCCCCGAGAUCGCCCGAGAGGGAGUCUGGAAGAGGAGAAGCCAGCGGAGGAGAGGCCCUACGGCCAGAGGGCACCAGGUGGGUGACUCCUCGAUUCGUCCACCAACCGAUCCCUAGGAUCCGUUGAGCCCUCGCCGUGUGCGGAACACCGUGUCCAGCGCUCCUCGUCCCGUGGAGGUGCAGCUCUCCCGGGACUGGAAGGUGACCCCAUUCUCGGCUGCCCGAGGGGUGCCGCCGGGCGGGGGAGAUACCCCGGGGCCCCGCCCUCAGCCGACCGGCAGGCGGCCCGGGGCACUGCCAGGCCCCCGCCCGCGGGUCCCAGGGCUCAGCCGCUUACCCGCUUCGCCGCUUCUCCGGAGGGUAGAGGCCUGAGCGGGGGAUCCGGGCGGGGCUCGCUCUCCCGGCAGAAGCGGAAAUGGCGCCCGGGAAGCCCGGGGCUCGGGACCCCCGGCGGUUGACCCCGACCGUCGGGGUCCUCACGACGGCAGUCCUCUCCUUGCUGUUCUACGCCCUCCUCUGGAAGUCCGGCGACCUGGUGGACCUCCCGCACGUCAAGCUGGGCUUCUACAACCUCUGCCUGUGGAGCGAGGAGGAGGGCCGGCUGCGGUGUCGGCAGCUCCACGACGGGGCCCGGCCGGGCCUCCCCCAGCUGGGCUUGGGCCUGGCCAGGCUGGGAGCCUACGGGGCCCUGGUCCUGUGCCUCUUCAGCCCCCUGACGCUGGCCCUGGCCGGCCGCUUCCGGGACCGGAGCCAGUGGCGGCUGGGCCUGGGGCUGCUGAGGGUCUCGGCCGCGCUCCUGUCCUCCGGGCUGGGGAUCUUCCUGGGCCUCGUCUGGAAGUGGCUCCGGCCCUCGGAGCUGGGCGGGGCCUUCGUGGCGCUGGUCGGCGCCGAGGCCCUGCUCCUGCUCCUCAUCGUCGCCGCCGGGGAGCACCCUCUGGGGGCCGAGGGGGAGCCCCCCGAGCUCCGGGGGGUGGAGACCGAGGGCUAGGCUGGCCCGGGGGCCCAGCGACGCCCCCCUCCCCGCCCGCCUCGGUCCCUCCCUCCACCCAGCCGGCGUGUCCCCCCGCCACGGCGCUCAGAGGUUAGGGCUCGUGCUCUCCCGCCCCGGCGGCUUCUCCGUGCCGCCGAAGAGGUGGGCGAGGCCACGACGGCCCCGCUUCGGCGACCCGGGGUGAGGCUCGGCCAGUUUGUCUUCAGAGCGCCCCGUCCCCGACCUCAGCCGAUUCCUCCCUCGGACGGCGCGGGGGGGGGGGGGGGGCGGGUCCGCGUCCUUAAGGGACGGAAGCCGGUGGCCCGAGGCGCCCGGAGGAGGCCCCCGGGCCCGGUUCCUUGUCUCGACAUCACCGACCGCUCGCUCGGCCUCCGCGGCAGGACGCCGAACCGACAGACGGCACGCGGCCCGACACGCCUGCCUUCCGUUAUGUAUUAAAGACGCGCACCGCACUUUCCGAAUCCAAACCGCUCCCCGCUUCCGGAGGGACGCCCGGCCCGAGAGAACCGACUUGGACCCAUCCGCGGCCCACGCGGACUUGGCCGCCCUCCGCUCGGGGGACGGCCCGCUCGGCGCUCGGGAGGCAAUAAACCGUGGCCUAGGCCGUC
Messenger RNA from Ornithorhynchus anatinus (platypus), 2127 nucleotides. It is a transcript of the gene TMEM140, whose product is annotated as transmembrane protein 140. The transcript has 5 exons. The record is from RefSeq and is a predicted model, not a curated record. Bases 944 to 1516 code for a protein of 190 amino acids. NCBI's taxonomy places the organism in Eukaryota, Metazoa, Chordata, Mammalia, Monotremata, Ornithorhynchidae.